Aspergillus ibericus CBS 121593 is the source of this 1668-nucleotide messenger RNA. RefSeq names its product tannase and feruloyl esterase. The transcript has 2 exons. Lineage: Eukaryota; Fungi; Ascomycota; Eurotiomycetes; Eurotiales; Aspergillaceae. The coding region runs from base 1 to 1668 and encodes 555 amino acids. The record is from RefSeq and is a predicted model, not a curated record.
AUGUCCAAGUUCCUUCUUUGGACCGUCUCUGCGGCGGCCCUCGCGCGUGCCGCCACCCUCGAAGAGGUUUGCACUACGGCCUAUGCGAAGGCCGCCGUGCCCGUCUCCGGCCUGGUGCCGGGGGUGGUGACCAGCCCUUCCAGCGUCACGGCUGCCCCGGUCUACAAUGAAUCCACUGCCGGUUCCAACUACUACCCGGCCGGAACCUACGACUACUGCAACAUCACCAUGACCUACUCCCAUGCCGGCAAGGAUGACAGCGUCCUGCUACAGUUCUGGAUGCCCACUCCCGAUGACUUCCAGAACCGUUGGGUGUCCACUGGUGGUUUUGGUUUCGCCAUCAACGUCGCCUCCAACGUCCCCGCUGGUCUCCCGUACGGUGCCGUUGCCGGUCGUACCGACGGUGGCUUCGGCAGCUUCGACACCCAAUUUUCCUCGGUGUUCCCUCUUGUGAACGGCACGGCCAACUACGACGCUCUCUACAUGUUCGGCUACCAGGCCCAUCACGAGAUGUCCUCCAUCGGCAAGGCCUUCACCAAGAACUUCUACAGUAUGACUGACAAGCUCUAUGCCUACUACCAGGGAUGCUCCGAGGGUGGCCGUGAGGGCUGGAGUCAGGUGCAGCGCUUCCCCGAGGAAUGGGAUGGCGCCGUCAUCGGAGCCCCCGCGAUCCGCUAUGGCCAGCAGCAGGUCAACCACCUGGUGCCCCAGGUCGUCGAGCAGACGCUCGACUACUACCCCGAGAACUGUGCCUUCUCCGAGAUGGUGACCCUGAUCAUCGACGCGUGCGACGAGCUCGACGGCCGCAAGGAUGGCGUCAUCUCCCGCACUGACCUCUGCCAGCUCAACUUUGACCUCAACUCGACCAUCGGCAAGCCCUACUCCUGCGCCGCCAGCACCAGCAUGGGCGUCACCACCCCGGCCCAGAACGGCACCAUCACCGCAGAGGCUGUCAAGGUCGCCCAGACCAUCCUCGACGGUCUGAAGGACUCUGAGGGCCGCCAGGCCUACUUCUGGUACCGGAUCGGCUCGGAGUUCACCGACGCCGAGACCUCCUACGACUCGACCACGGGCACCUAUGGCAUUGAUAUCUCUGAGCUGGGUGGUGAGUGGGCGACCCACGGCCUCCAGCUCCUCGAUCUGGACAACCUCUCCAACCUGAACAACGUCACCUACGACACCCUCCGUGACUGGAUGCUGGAGGGUCUCCAGCGCUAUGAGGACGUCCUGCAGACCACCUGGCCCGAUCUGUCCCGCUUCCAGGCUGCCGGCGGUAAGGUCAUCCACUACCACGGUGAAUCCGACAACAGCAUCCCUCCCUCCUCUUCCAUCCGCUACUUCGAGUCCGUCCCCCUGAACGAAUUCUACCGUCUGUACCUGGUCCCCGGUGCCUCCCACUGCAACACCAACUCCCUGCAGCCCAACGGCCCCUACCCCCAGAACUCGCUGGGCGAUCUGAUGAACUGGGUCGAGAAGGGCGUGGACCCGGUGACUUUGAACGCGACGGUGCUGAGCGGUGACAACGAGGGAGAGAAGCAGCAGCUCUGCUCGUGGCCUCUGCGUCCGUUGUGGAAGAACAACGGCACGGUCAUGGACUGUGUGUAUGAUCAGAAGUCGAUUGAUACCUUCUUGUAUGAUCUGGAUGCGUAUGAAAUCCCCAUCUACUAG